CUUCGAGAUAUGAACUGUUCCAACCUGAAUAAAGUUAUUGGGGCAUGUAUCGGUAAUGGGCCGGAUGCUCUCUUAAUUACUGAGUUUUGUUCAAAGGGAACGUUACAGGAUUUGUUGGGCAACUAUUCUUUUUCAUUAGAUUCACAGUUUAAAUUUUCUCUGGCUAUCGACAUUGCUCAGGGAAUGUUGUAUCUGUGUGAGAGUUCCAUUGGUUUCCAUGGAAAUUUAACUAGUUCAAUCUGUUUGAUUGAUAACCGAUUUUCAGUGAAAAUAACUGAUUAUGGUACACCUAGUUUAUUUAAUAAAGUCAAAAUAGAUUAUGAAUCACAGGAGUAUCAAAGAGAAUGUUUGUGGAAAGCCCCAGAGGUUUUAAGAUCAAUUGGUGCUAAUGGCAGUAAAGAAGGCGAUAUUUAUAGCUUUGGUAUUAUUUUAUAUGAAAUUUUCACACGAGAACAACCAUUUGCUGAUGAAACAGCUGAGCUCGGAAUUUCAGCUGUGAUCAGCAAGAUCAAGGAACACACACCACCGUAUUGUAGACCUGAAAUGAAAGACUGUAGCAAGCAAUCAGAGUUAGAGUCUCUCAUUAAACAUUGUUGGAGUGAAGUUCCUUCAGCUCGUCCACAUUUUUCUCAAGUAAAAAAGGUUUUGAAGGAACAAGCAGGUAAAUAUGGUGAAGGCACCAAUCUUCUCGAUAAUUUGUUAAGAAGGAUGGAACAAUAUGCUAACAACCUGGAGAAAUUGGUGGAAGAAAAAACAGAAGAACUCCUUGAAGAGAAAAAACGAUCUGAACAGUUACUUUACCAAAUUUUACCUAAAUCUGUAGCCGAAAGUUUAAAAAUCGGUCAACCAGUAGAACCAGAAGCAUUUGAUAGUGUUACUAUAUAUUUUAGUGAUAUUGUUGGUUUUACAGAAAUUUCAGCUAAAUCCUCGCCUCUUGAGGUAGUAAAUUUAUUAAACGAUCUCUAUGUAUGUUUUGAUGGAAUUAUUGAUAAAUUGAACGUAUAUAAGGUAGAAACUAUUGGAGAUGCCUAUAUGGUAGUGUCAGGGUUACCUAUAAGAUAUCCACAUCAUGGUAAAGAAAUAGCUACCAUGUCGCUUGCAAUCAGAAAAGCAAUCAGUUCGUUUAAAAUGCGACACUUACCCGACCACAGAAUAGAAAUCCGGAUUGGUCUUCAUACAGGACCGACUGUAGCUGGAGUGGUUGGGGUAAAGAUGCCAAGAUAUUGUCUAUUUGGUGAUACUGUAAACACAGCUUCAAGAAUGGAGUCGAAUGGGCAAGCAAUGAAGAUUCAUAUUAGUUCUGUGACAAAGUCUAAACUAGAAAGUUGUGAGUGUUUUGAUUUGAUCUCAAGAGGCGAAAUUAAUAUCAAGGGUAAAGGUGUAAUGGAAACGUAUUGGUUGGAACAAGGGGACUGAUGCACCAAGCUGUGUUUUUAUACCCAGUCAAGUAACCUAAUUUCGUGGAUUUCCGGAAAUGAUUAAUAAUUUACAUGAGCGACCUUGCGCGACCUCCGCAUUAGUUUGUUUCGAUAAACAUGGGUUUUCUGUACAAUGUCAGCUAAUAGAAUGAAUCCAGUAUUUUCAAGCAAGGUAAAAUGUACUAGUGUAAACUUUGACAAAUACAAAAUGGCGGAUUUCAGUUACUACCAAACGUCACCAUUUUUUAUCGGCCGAAUUUCCUUAUAAUCCAAAGCAGUAAUCGGAAUUCCAAGUGUCGUCUGCUAGAAUGUAGUCCAACGAAUAAAGUCACAUGAUCAGCUAGCGGAUUCCGUGUCAGCAGAAAAUUUCUAUGGAACACAAAGUGGAUCAUAUUCUUAUGUUGUUUCAGUGACUUUUAGCAAUAAAUCACGCUACGUAUCUUAUUUUGUCAGUCAUUAUUUUUUUUUAAAUCGUGGUUCUUUGAAGGAAUUGUCACUAGUUAUAAUGAAUUGAUAUUAAAGAUAAAUACUAAGAGAAGUUAAUUAUACCACCCGGUAUCCAUACAACGUGUUUUUCUAGACUUAUUUAUAGAUCGAACAUAGUACACGAAAAUAGGUGACGCAUUCUGCCGCCGUUGUCGAGUUGGUUGCUCAU
Messenger RNA from Lottia gigantea (owl limpet), 2073 nucleotides. RefSeq lists its product as hypothetical. Bases 10 to 1416 code for a protein of 468 amino acids. The transcript has 12 exons. Gene Ontology annotation, biological process: protein phosphorylation; intracellular signal transduction; cGMP biosynthetic process. Gene Ontology annotation, molecular function: guanylate cyclase activity; peptide hormone binding; natriuretic peptide receptor activity. NCBI's taxonomy places the organism in Eukaryota, Metazoa, Mollusca, Gastropoda, Lottiidae. The record is from RefSeq and is a predicted model, not a curated record.